Molecule: messenger RNA, 1832 nt
Organism: Bombus pyrosoma
Lineage: Eukaryota; Metazoa; Arthropoda; Insecta; Hymenoptera; Apidae
Product: protein FAM8A1
Exons: 6
Coding region: 588-1565 (325 amino acids)
Source: RefSeq, a predicted model, not a curated record
UAUUAUCUUUUUCUAUACGAAUUUUCUGUAUAAUUUAUAUUCAUCAAAUAAAAGUAUUGCGUUUAUUAGGAUUCUCUUACAUAGGUUAUGCUCGAUUUUGUUCGGUUCAGUUGUUUCUUUAAAGAUGCAUUUUUAUAAAUGAAAUGUUUUAAUAGGUCACAAUUGUAUGCGUUUCACGUAUUUAUAAUAACCUUUCAUUUUGAUUCAUAUACAAAGCAUCUUAUAGUAGCAUUUAUACGACUUGCAUUUUUAUUCAGUUAUAACAUGUUGAUGAAUUCGAUUGGACGAGAUAAAUGUUUGUCAAUAACAAAUUUUUAACGAUUCUUUGAGCGUUAAAUUUAAGAAGAAAAUACGUUAAGGAUCAUGUAAUAUUGUUACGAUGAUAUUUUUAUGACAUUACUAGUGAAUUUUUAAAAAAUCAAUGAUCAUCUAUUUGUUAUUCUACACGUCAGCUUUAAGUAAAUACGCAAAAUUUUAUUCGAGACUAUCUUUCUCCAAUGUAAAGAGCAAGAAUUACGUGUAAAGUAGGCGUAUGAUUGUUUCACCUAUUUAUUGUUAAUGUUGUGGAUUGACUUUUCACUAUUUUUAUGUUGAUAAUAUUUCUAUUUGAUACGUUUUUACGAAACAGCAAUAUGGCAGAUGACAAAAAUGAAGAUACAAAAGAGGAUAAAUCCAGCGAAAAUAAAGACCAACUACGAAUGAUAGCUGCUGAAGAACGUUCGGAAUAUUUUAAAAAAUUAGAAAAAUGGUUACAUGAAGCCUAUGCUUGGCAAAGCAUGGCUGCAAUGUUUCCAUAUUAUUUAAUGUCUGGACAAAUAAUAAAUCCAUCAUCUGGUGUACCAUCAUUCUCAUCACAAGUAUCAAAUGUAGCAAAUACACAUAGGUUAAUUGUUGACACGAAUGGCCAGGAAAACGAUCCACUCAGACAAAGAAGGCCGCAAGAUUAUGUAGGACCUCCGUUCCAGCCUCCUGGAGCUGAAGGAUUUGAAUACCGUAUACCUCCAAUAUGGAAGAGAUUUGCAGCAGAAUUUAUAGAUACAAUAAUGUUGUUUCUUUUGAAGUUUUCCAUUACUUUCAUUGCUAUUGAUGUUUUUGAUUUCAUAGAUAUAGAUGAUCUAGACUUGGUACGAGCAAACUUGAGAAUUGAUUAUAAAAUGGCUUUGGAAAUGACAUAUGGCAUAUUAAUACUAGAAAUAAUUCAUCGUGUAAUAGUGUGCAUUUUUGAGGCAUUUUGGCUUCAACAUGGUGUAAAUGGUCGUAUUGGUGGUGCAACACCUGGAAAAUUCAUGAUGGGAUUAAAGGUAGUUCAGUGCCGUAGUGUUACACCUGUUGAUAGACCUGAUGAUCCUGAUGUUGUACUUGUUUCACCAGGAAUAGAUUUAGGUUUACCACUGGCACUUGGAAGAUCAGUUGUGAAGAAUAUGAUUUUAGCAUUUCUAUUUCCUAUAUGCUUUGCCUUAUUUUUCUUCAGGUUUAACAGAACUGUUUAUGACCUACUUUGUAAUUCCAUUGUGGUUGAAGAUCCUCAUAGGAACUUAAAUAAUAAUAGACUUCAUCAACAAUAAAAAGAUCAAAAAAUAUUAUACCUACAUUGUAUAUAUCGUGUGUGCACAAGCGUAUCUAAUAUGUACAUAAACGUUCAACUAAACAAAUUGAUUAUCACAAUACUACGAAGUAUUUUUCUAGAUGUAUUACGAGAAAAAUUACAAUUUCUGAAUAACAUAAAUUUACCUAUUGUUUGAGAAACAAAACUUAAUUGUCUUGAGACUUAUACCAUUGAGAUUGUACAGAUUUUAUCUAACACAGUUACUAAUAAAACAUUUUGUAAUUUA